Messenger RNA from Podarcis muralis (Common wall lizard), 1897 nucleotides. The record is from RefSeq and is a predicted model, not a curated record. Lineage: Eukaryota; Metazoa; Chordata; Lepidosauria; Squamata; Lacertidae.
UAUCAAUGGAAAAGAUAGUUACAUUUGUAAAUGUCCAGCAGGUUGGAAAGGGCUUACUUGUCAGGAGGAUACAAAUGAAUGUGAAGAGGAACUUUGUUUUCCUGGUGUCUCUUGCACAAACACAGUCGGAUCUUACACAUGUGGCAACUGCCCCAAUGGGAUGCAGGGUGAUGGUAGAAGCUGCAAAUUUGAGGACAGUGCUGACAUGACAGAAGCUUUCAUUAAUGAUAAUCAUAAUCCUAAAGGUGAAUGGAAAAAGAGUGAAAGUAAACAGCCAGUCAUACCUCUAGAAGCGAAGACGUUGCCUGCAAUUAAGUAUGUUAAUAUUACUGAUGUUCAUGGUCAUGGAGCAGUUCUGCCACCCAUUACUAACUGUGCCAACAGACCUUGCUUUCCUGGAGUUGUCUGCAUUGACCGUAAACCUCCAGAUAUUGGAUAUCUCUGUGGCCGAUGUCCAACAGGUUUAUCUGGAAAUGGACGAAUCUGUACAAGAGCAUCAAGACCAGUGUCAAGGUCCACCCAAAGUGUGACUGAUGUACCAAUGAAAGUCACCGGGGAUGUUAAGGUUUCUUCCACUCAAGAUGACUUAAAGAGAUCAAAUAAUACUGAUUCGAGGCUCUCACAAGUCCACAUCUCCAAACCAGAAACAACUUUCCUUACAGCUCGAUAUCCUAUCACUGUUGACAUUCAGCCACUAGCCAGUGAAAGAGUGGAACCUUGGCCUCAGGCAUCAUCUGUGAAGAAGCUGGUUUUGAAUUCCAAACUGUUUCACAGACGCAUUUCAUUAGAUGAAGCGAAAAACAGCACCCAGAGCCUUCUUCUGCACCAUGAAACAACUCACCAAGGGGCAGCCCAAAUCUUAUCACACUAUAAGAUUCAUGCCCAGUCACUUGCUAGAAGAAAUGUUUCCACUGAACAGAAAUUAAAUACAAGGCCACAUGCUGAUUUGCAGACUCAUACCUCAUUUGAUGGACAGUCUUUUGGGAAAAAGUCUCUUGGGACUUCACACACUAGAUCUGCUCUUGCUUUUAAAGCAGGCCGCCCAGGUACUUCUGUUUUAGCAACACCAUUGGCCUCCUCAUCCCAUCUGAAAGCUACUUUUUCUGGUAUAACCCCACAAGGCCCCAUCCGCCCAGCAGGGGCUUCUACAAAAACAAGGGUUCCAGUAUGGACAUCUUUGGGCAGAAAGCCUCAUGCCUCCCCAGCUAAUCAUUUGGGCCUUUCCACACCAAUUGAUAGGCUGCUACUUGAGAAGAAAGUCACCUGUGCAGAUACACCAUGUUUCAGUGGUGUGCUUUGUGAGCCAACAAAGGACAGAAAAUUCAGAUGUGGACCCUGUCCAUUUGGAUACAGCGGUGAUGGAAUUGAAUGUCAAGCAUUUUGUGAUCCCUCAUGUGAGAAUGGAGGAACAUGCAUCACUCCAAAUAUCUGUUCCUGUGUUUAUGGAUUUGUGGGUCCUAGAUGUGAAACAUUGGUAUGUAAUCGGCAUUGUCACAAUGGUGGGAAAUGCAUUGCACCGGAUGAAUGUGAAUGCAAACCUGGAUGGAGCAGCCCUUUGUGUGAGACAGCUGUUUGCAAUCCGGUUUGCCUAAAUGGUGGGACCUGCAUUCGGCCGAAUACGUGUGCUUGUCCUCGUGGUUUCUUUGGACCUCAGUGUCAAUUCGGUUUUGCAGAGUUUGUAUUUUUGGAUAUCAGCAAUACACAGAGCAAUCUGAGGAUGUUUACGCCAGAAGUUUCAUCACCAUUCAUGAUACUAGCAUCCCCAUUCCAGUAUGACCCCGAAGAGAUUGAAUUGCAGGGCUUUUCUGUCAGCUAUGAUGAAAGACCAGCAAUGUUUGGUCCUGCCUCUUCUUUUCAGCUGGUCGUUACAGUGUGUCAAGGUCCACCCAAAGUGUGA